Cannabis sativa is the source of this 1143-nucleotide messenger RNA. RefSeq lists its product as uncharacterized. Bases 1 to 1143 code for a protein of 380 amino acids. NCBI's taxonomy places the organism in Eukaryota, Viridiplantae, Streptophyta, Magnoliopsida, Rosales, Cannabaceae. Gene Ontology annotation, molecular function: DNA-binding transcription factor activity. The record is from RefSeq and is a predicted model, not a curated record. The transcript has a single exon.
AUGGAGUUCAACUCUGGAGAAGAGAAAAACCACAUAUGCAGCUACUGUGGCAAAAGAUUCAGCUCCGGCAAGGCUUUGGGAGGACACAAGAGAUUUCAUAUCCAACAAAAACGUCAAGCUGCCGCCGAGGCCGUGGCCAAAGCUUGUACCGAUCAAGACAGUGGUGGUAAUAACAACAACAACAAUGGAAGUAGUAGGUUCUAUUGUCCAGUGUGUCCCAAGCACUUUCCCUCAUUGAAAUCUGUAUCUGGUCAUAUGAGAACUCAUGGUGAUAGGGUUUGGCGAGGGAUUAACCCACCAGCACCAGCUGAUAAUAAUCUUCAUAACAAACCCACUACAACAACAACAACAACUGUUGAUUUGCUGCAAAGUUUACCAUCGAAUUGGUCCAACAUUGGCGGUAAGAGAGGUAGGAAAUUUAAUCCAGAUACUACUAGUCCUAGUAUUGCUGCAGCCAUUCAACUAAUCAAACUUUCUCAAUCGAAAGAUAGAGUUUUUACGAAACAAAUUGGUGAUGGGUAUGAGGUAAUAAAAGCAAAUUCUUCUUCUAGUACUGAUUAUUAUAAUUCUGAUCAUCAUCAUUAUCAUCAAGAAAAAUACCCUAGGGUUAGGGUUAUUAAUGAUGAUGAUGAAGAUGAUGAUUUUAUUAGUUUGAAAAGAAAGGUUAUGAUGAUUAAGAAGAACAAUGGAAGCGUUAAUAGUAGUAGUAACAGUACCGAAACUACUACCGAUCAUAAAGAUGAUGAGAAAAACGUUUCUAAUAAGAAGCUGAAGAUUAGAUUUGGUACUUCUUCGAAUUCUACUAAAUGUUACAAAUGUAACAGUUGUGAUAAAUCUUUUACUACAUUUCAAGCCUUGGGAGGACAUAGCUCAACUCAUAAUAAAGAUAAUAAUCACAAGAAGAAUUGUACUACAAAGAAGAUGGAUUCCAAAUUAUUAAGGCCCAAUAAGUACUUUUAUGGUGAUCAAGGUAGUGGUCAUGGUGAUGUGCUUCAGAUUAUGAUGGGGUCUUCAAUAUCAUCAUCUUCUCAAUUGAUAGCAAUGGAUCAUGGUGGAAAUUGUAGUAGCACAGCUGCUGAACGACGUCGUACGCUUGAUAUAGAUCUCAAUGAAUUGCCUGUUAUGAGCGUAACUGAUGUCUAA